GAGAAAAUGAAGAGAUUGAUUUGAUAUUCUUGCUACUAGACAGCAGUGCACACGGACGGCAAAGCUCGCACGCCAAAAACAGUCCCAGGGGCUGGCUCUGAUUGGGUGUCGGGGCCGGUAACUUUUUGUAGACAUGUAACUGCCGCUGCAGCUUCUUAAUGUGACAUCCGUCUGACCUGGCCUGACCGUCUGUCGGUCAGCGGUGCGGCGGCGGCGCGGACGGAGCCGGUGGCGCCCCCGCGCGUGGCCCGCUCCAUCUCGGCUGGCCGGCGCCCGGCGGCGGCGGCGGGGGAGUCCCAGGUCACCGAGACGCUGCCCGACACCGGCGGCACCGGGCCCGUGCUGCUGGGACAGGAGUCGCUGCCGGGACACCGCUCCGCCAUCACCCAGUGCCGGUUCAACACGGCCGGCACCCUGCUGGCCACGGCAGACAUGGACGGCGGCGUGCGCGUCUGGGAGCCGGCCCCGCCGCCCGCCAGGCAGGUGUGCACGAUGCGCUGCCGCUCGCCGGUGCUCUCCUGCUGCUGGCUGAACGGACAGCUGCUGGCCUACGGCUCGGCGUCCGGCGAGGUGCGCCUGCACGACGUCUCCAAACGGCGACAGGUGCUGGAGCUCACCGGCGACGCGCAGCCCGCGCUGCGAGACAGGAGGGUACUGCACCUAGCGGCCGCCAGUCCGUCCAGCUCGCUGCUCUGCUCAGUGACCUCUCGCGCCAGCAGUGGCCCCUCCCGCUCCGACCUGUUCAUCUACGACCUGAAGGCCUCACGACAGGAGUGCACGCUGAGCCUGCCGGCGGGAGUCAGCUGCGGCAGCGCCGAGUUCAACCACAACGGCCAGCUGCUGCUGUGCGCCUGCAGCGACGGCCACGUGCGCGUCUACGACGGCCGCAUGGAGGGCUGCAUCAGCGACUGGACGGCGCACACGGGCGCCGCGCUGACCGUCCACCUGUCCCCGGACCAGACGCACAUCUACACCCUGGGCGCGGACAACAAGCUGGUGACCUGGAGCCUGGCGCAGACGGGCAGCCAGCUCUCGGAGAGCUGCCUGCACGAGCGGGCCAGCGGCCCGUUCGCGGUGCACCGGCCGGGCGGCGAGCCGGCGCCGCAGCGGCCCUACGGCCAGCUGUUCGCGCUCGACGGGCGACACCACAUGCUGACGUGCGGCGCCACCGGCGGUAGGCUCUACCAGGUGGGGCCGUCUGGCCUGGAGCACCUGCUCAGUCUGGGCGGCCACGGCGCGCCCGUGCUCACCUGCGACAUGGCCGACAACCUGUGCGUCACCGCCUCGCUGGACGGCGGCGUCAAGACGUCCAGCCUGCUGCUGCCCAGCUGAGGCCGGUGGCGGGCCCGCUCCGGGCGCCCGGCCGCGUCCCCGGGCCCGGAGGGGCUCCGGCAGCCGGAGACAGCCGCUGCCGGAACAGCCGUCCACGCACGUCCGGGCGCACGGAGGGGGCAGCGAUAUCGGGGCGGUGCGGAAAUGACCCGGCGGACCCGGAGCACCGGUAUCGAUAGUGGACGGAGCGGGACACAGCCGGACGGAGCCGGGUGAGGCCGGAGACAGGACCGGACGGUAGUCGCCGCCGGAGUGACGAUCAGAGGUAGGGCUACAGCCGGCACCCGGUGGCUAUCAAACAAUCCGAAAUAUCGCUACUUAAUCGGGGCAGUGGAGGAGUCUGCUGCCGGCGGGUUCCGUCCGGCUAGCUACAACAGGGUGGUGCAGUACUCGUGCCGCAGGGACAGCACUGCCACCGAUCUGCGAUGGGCCGCUGCACGCGACGCACAGGCUGACCGGGUCUAGCGGCAGUCAAGGGCCGAUGCGGCGAUAGCGGCAGUCAAGCUCAGUGCCUCGGCACUGAGCGGCAGCUGUGUCACGCGAUUUUUCUGCACUGCACCUAUUUACGUGUGAGUGAUGCGGGUUUUUCAAGGGUGCUUUGACGGGGCAUGUGUGGUACCAAUUGGCAAUAGCAAUCUGCGUAGUGUCUGGUAUGACGUAUGUUUGAGCUUGUGGCGGAAUUAGUUGUAUCUCAUUUAUUUAUGCUGAGGUUAUGGGGCCCGGGGCUUGAUGUGUAACAGUAUUCUUGUAGGCAAUUAUAGUGACUUGCAUGAAAUUGUUAUUUAUUUAUAAUCAUACGCAAUUAUCUGGAAUAUGUAUGAUUUCCUGUAGAAUUUAACCAUCUAUCUUGGUUAUCAAGAUAACAUCUUUAUUGGUUUGUUACGAUAAUUUUACCGUUCACAACACGUCAUUAUUAAUCUUUUGCCGAUUUAGCUGUGCGACAUAGGUACUCCAGCAUUCCCGGUGUCAUUCCAUGGUGUCAUUCCGCAGCUGAGCAGCGAAGCCACCAUUAUCGGCGGCGGAACGUUGCUGCCUGGCCUGACCCAUCUCCGUGGCACAUUUUCAGAGCUCCUAAGAUCUCCUCCACAGUGCACAGACUGCUGCCUAAUGUCGAUUGUCGAGUGUUCCGUGGUAAAUGGAAUGGCAUCAUUACUUUGCCAGCAUGCCAUUUCAUUUGACGUAGAAAUGUGCCUAUUCAUGUCGUGUUCUCCAUAUUUAUGAGUAUGCAGCUUUAAGAGUUGUUCGUUUGCAGUGAUAUGGUUCCCGUACCUGUUUGAACUCGAUGUACUUGACAAUAUAUGCCUUGUUUACGCGGUA
Amphibalanus amphitrite is the source of this 2649-nucleotide messenger RNA. RefSeq names its product WD repeat-containing protein 91-like. Gene Ontology annotation, molecular function: protein binding; phosphatidylinositol 3-kinase regulator activity. The transcript has 7 exons. Gene Ontology annotation, biological process: early endosome to late endosome transport. The coding region runs from base 433 to 1332 and encodes 299 amino acids. The record is from RefSeq and is a predicted model, not a curated record. NCBI's taxonomy places the organism in Eukaryota, Metazoa, Arthropoda, Thecostraca, Balanomorpha, Balanidae. Gene Ontology annotation, cellular component: early endosome membrane; late endosome membrane; extrinsic component of endosome membrane.